This is a messenger RNA of Hibiscus syriacus, 2189 nucleotides long. Its product is annotated as scarecrow-like protein 13. Gene Ontology annotation, molecular function: sequence-specific DNA binding; DNA-binding transcription factor activity. The record is from RefSeq and is a predicted model, not a curated record. Bases 340 to 1989 code for a protein of 549 amino acids. Gene Ontology annotation, biological process: regulation of DNA-templated transcription. The transcript has 2 exons. Gene Ontology annotation, cellular component: nucleus. NCBI's taxonomy places the organism in Eukaryota, Viridiplantae, Streptophyta, Magnoliopsida, Malvales, Malvaceae.
CCAGAAGUAAAACAACGGGAAGGCGUCUGAUUGUAGGUGAAGAAGAAUAAAAAGAAACCUAAAAGCUGUUGAUAGUUGACUAAGAUUGUGAUUGCCUUUUGAUAUUUCUGCCCUGCACAAGUGAAGAUGAUCAAAAUUGAUGCAUUCGGGCUUUUUUAAUUUAUGGAGAUUUGCCUAGUUUGUUCUCUUUUCAGUUAACGAGUGAUUUUGCUCAAUCAAGCUGACUGCUACUGUUAGAGGAAGGUGUUACUUGUAUUAUCGACGAAUUCUAUUGUCACAUCGGAAAUUUGUCAAGAACACGGUUUCUUUGGAGGGUAUCAAUAAGCAGGUUAUGCUUAGAUGCAAACGUCUCAGAAACACCAAACUCCUGCCACUAUCCACAGGUUGUAUGACCAACCUGUUAAGGAAAUCGAUCAAUUUUGUUUGCCUCAUAUCCAGAUAUUAGAGAACAAUGUAUGUUCAGAUAUUGGCAGCCAGGGAACUGGCGUCUCUUUUCAAGCUUACAAUGACCAUAUUUUUACUCUGGAAUCAUCCACCGCAAUUGCCAGUUUUGCUGCCUAUGAUUCCCCUUCUGUUAUAAGUGUCUCAUCGAGCAGGAGCCCGUUCUCCCCUCAAGGGUCUCAAUCAUGGAUAUCCGAUCCUCAUCAUUCCCCUGACAAUAAUCACGGAUCACCAUUCAGUGGAUCUUCUGCUGUUGAUGAUGAUAGCAUUGGGUUGAAGCACAAACUGCGGGAGCUGGAAAUUUCCUUGUUGGGGCCUGAAUCGGAUGUUAUAGACAGCAGCAAUUGCUGCUUCAGUAGUGGAGCCCACCAAGCUGGUUCAGUGGCAGGCAUGAACCACAAUCAACUGAUGGACAUGAUUCCUAGAUUAAACUUGAAGGAGGUGCUUGUUGCCUGUGGUCGAGCCCUUUAUGACAAUGAUAUGUCAACAGUGGCGGGUUUAAUGCAUGUAUUGGAGAAAAUGGUAUCGGUAUCCGGGCAACCAAUUCAACGAUUGGGUGCUUAUGUGCUGGAAGGGCUUAGGGCAAGGUUGGAGUCCUCAGGGAGUAAUAUCUACAAAGCCCUGAAAUGCGAACAACCGACUAGCUCGGAACUAAUGUCUUACAUGGGUAUUCUCUUCAGGAUUUGCCCAUACUGGAAGUUUGCAUACACAUCAGCUAAUGCUGUCAUCAAGGAAGUCGUGCAAUAUGAGCCCAGAAUUCACAUCAUUGACUUCCAAAUAGCACAAGGCACCCAGUGGAUGUUCCUUAUAGCAGCUUUAGCGAAACGCCCUGGUGGACCCCCGUCUAUCCGCAUAACUGGGAUCGAUGAUUCUCAGUCAAAUCAUGCUCGAGGUGGGGGACUUAAUAUCGUGGGGCAAAAGCUAUCAGAAUUUGCCAAGUCAUACAAUGUGCCAUUCGAGUUUCAUGAUACUAAUAUGACUAGUUGUGAGAUUCAGCUACAGCACCUUAAUGUCCAUCCUGGGGAAGCCGUAGUCGUGAAUUUUCCGUAUGUAUUGCAUCACAUGCCCGAUGAGAGUGUAACUAUCUGGAAUCACAGAGACCGACUGUUGAGAUUGGUGAAGAGUUUGUCACCCAAGGUUGUUACCCUCGUUGAGCAAGAGUCUAACACCAACACAUCCCCGUUCUUUUCAAGGUACGUCGAGACACUAGAGUAUUACACAGCUAUGUUCGAAUCCAUAGAUGUAGCUUGUCCAAGAGAUGACAAACAAAGGAUCAAUGCAGAGCAGCAUUGUGUGGCUCGUGAUAUCGUGAAUAUGAUUGCUUGCGAAGGGCCUGAAAGGGUGGAAAGACACGAACUUCUCGGGAAGUGGAGGUCAAGAUUCGUAAUGGCCGGUUUUUCUCCGUAUCCAUUGAGUACCUCGGUCACAACAGCUGUAAGAGAUAUGCUGAAGGAGUAUGACAAUAACUAUAGACUUGUAGAGAGAGAUGGUGCUCUCUAUCUUGGGUGGGGAAACAGAGCUAUGGCAACCUCUUCUGCAUGGAGCUGAAAAAUCUCAAUACCAACAGUGAUUCCUCCAUGGAUUCUGUGAAUUCUCCCCACAUUUUUCUUUUCUUCUCUUAAUUUUAUAUCAUCGACCCUUUAGCGUGUGUUGUAAAUUUAUAGAAAUAUGAGCUUUAGCUUUGUGUUGUUUUUUAGUGUUAGAAAAAGAGACUGAAAUUUCAAUCUCAAUGUACGUCUCUUUCGAAA